Molecule: messenger RNA, 1044 nt
Organism: Caenorhabditis elegans
Lineage: Eukaryota; Metazoa; Nematoda; Chromadorea; Rhabditida; Rhabditidae
Gene: K10C2.2
Product: Gustatory receptor
Exons: 7
Coding region: 1-1044 (347 amino acids)
Source: RefSeq, marked reviewed
AUGCCUUCCUCCUUCGAGAAAAUGCUCAAAAGCUUGAGAAAAAAAUUUAAUUGCAAGUUUGAAGGAUUGAAACUAGAGCAGGAAAAAGCUAUAGUUGAGGCUGUUCUUCGUUGUCUCUUUUUGUAUUUGGCAAGAAAUCCAAUAUAUGUAACAAUUCUAAUUGGCAUAUUUUUGCUUCACGCUGUUUAUCAAGUUCUCAUGUUUCCUUCUUCUUUGUGGAAUAUGCGAACAGUACUUUUUGGUAUUUCGUCAAUUUCUACGUUGACAUGCAUAUCAAUGACCACAGUGACGAAAAAUGAACUCUCAAGAUUUUUCGAUUCACCUUUGGAUAUAAGAAACAAUAGAGCAUCUCUUUUAAGAACAUCAGUAGUAACUAUGCAAGCACUUUUCGGUGUUGCACUUGUUCUGCUAUCGGUUCAAUUUCAUUUCAACAAUUCGCCUUACGAUAUUGUUCUGGUCAUUCUAUGCAUCAUAAUUACAACCAGACUCGUAGUUGUUCUUGUUAUCUGGACAAAUUGCGUUUAUCGAAUCGGAGAAAAACUGAGCGAACUUGGAAUGUUUUUGGAGAAAUGUAAUGGAAGAACAGAGUAUGAGCAUUUGGCAUUAAAAAUGAAGGAUAUCACGAUUUGCCUUCAACUGCACAACCGAAAAGUAUCAGUUAUUCUGCUUUUGUGGCUGAUACUGAUUACAUAUUGUUUACUCCUGAUUCUGAAAAACAUGAUGUCAAUUACAGUUUUUGCGUUCAUUUCUACACCAUUUUGCAUUUUAUUCCUAGUUUGCUCCUACGCAAACUCUGAGUUGGAAAAGUUGAAAAUUGCAUCUUUACGAUUGUUCGACUUGCAAUUUAUCACGCCUGCGAUAAACUCAUUGGUUAACUACUUUUGGAUGUCGCGGAAAAUUGAGCAGCUGCCCGCUUUGGAAGUCAAAUAUUUAUUCGAGACAACAUACUCGAAUGCUUUAAAAGUUUUGUUUUAUUGUUUCGUUGUUUUUAUUAGUUUUGAGCAUUGUAUAACUGCUGCAUUGAAAUGUAGAACAAUUGUUUAA